AUGGGAGGCGGAGACCUGAAUCUGAAGAAGAGCUGGCACCCGCAGACCCUCCGCAAUGUGGAGAAAGUGUGGAAGGCUGAGCAGAAGCAUGAGGCUGAGCGGAAGAAGAUUGAGGAGCUUCAGCGUGAGCUGCGGGAGGAGAGGGCCCGGGAGGAGAUGCAGCGCUAUGCGGAGGAUGUCGGUGCUGUCAAGAAAAAGGAGGAAAAAUUGGACUGGAUGUACCAGGGUCCUGGUGGGAUGGUGAACCGUGAUGAGUACUUGCUGGGGCGUCCUAUUGACAAAUAUGUUUUUGAAAAGAUGGAGGAGAAGGAGGCAGGCUGUUCUUCAGAGACAGGACUCCUCCCAGGCUCUAUCUUUGCCCCGUCAGGUGCCAAUUCCCUUCUGGACAUGGCCAGCAAAAUCCGAGAGGACCCGCUUUUCAUCAUCAGGAAGAAAGAGGAGGAGAAAAAAAGAGAAGUAUUGAAUAAUCCUGUGAAAAUGAAAAAAAUCAAAGAACUGUUGCAAAUGAGUUUGGAAAAAAAGGAGAAGAAGAAGAAGAAGGAGAAGAAAAAGAAGCACAAGAAACAUAAGCACAGAAGCUCAGGCAGUGAUCGUUGCAGCAGCGAGGAUGAGCGCAGCCGGGGGAGAUCUCAAAAGAAGAUGGCAAAUUCUUCCCCUGUUUUGUCCAAAGUCCCUGGAUAUGGCUUACAGGUCAGGAACUCCGACCGUAGCCAGGGACUGCAGGGUUCUCUGAUGGCUGAACGAAAGGGAGCACGUGGGUUAAAGAAUUAUUCCAGGUCCAGGAGCUCCUCUUCCUCACCUCCCAGACAUACCAGCAAGAAGAGCACCAGGGAAGCAGGGUCCCGGGAUAGGAGGUCCCUAUCCCCUGGCAGAAGGUCUCGGUCCCCAAGGCCAAGCAAACCGCACAACUCUAAGGUAAAUAGGAAAGACAGAGGCCGAAGUAAGAGCCCAUCUCCUAAAAAGGAGGUUUACCAAAGGCGGCAUGCUCCUGGGUACACCAGAAAGCUCUCAUCAGAGGAGCUGGAGCGAAAAAGGCAAGAGAUGAUGGAAAACGCCAAGUGGCGGGAGGAAGAGAGGCUGAACAUCCUCAAGAGGCAUGCCAAGGAUGACGAGCGGGAGCAGAGGCUGGAGAAGCUAGACUGCCGGGAUGGGAAGUUUAUCCACCGCAUGAAGCUAGAGAGUGCAUCUACCUCCUCUCUGGAAGAUCGGGUGAAGCGGAAUAUUUACUCUCUCCAGAGAACCUCAGUAGCUCUGGAGAAGAAUUUUAUGAAAAGAUGA
This is a messenger RNA of Rangifer tarandus platyrhynchus (Svalbard reindeer), 1278 nucleotides long. The record is from the annotation of a GenBank genome assembly. NCBI's taxonomy places the organism in Eukaryota, Metazoa, Chordata, Mammalia, Artiodactyla, Cervidae.